Monopterus albus (swamp eel) is the source of this 2987-nucleotide messenger RNA. Its product is annotated as transportin-2-like. The record is from RefSeq and is a predicted model, not a curated record. Gene Ontology annotation, biological process: protein import into nucleus. The coding region runs from base 133 to 561 and encodes 142 amino acids. Lineage: Eukaryota; Metazoa; Chordata; Actinopteri; Synbranchiformes; Synbranchidae. The transcript has 6 exons.
CAAAUGCUGUGAAGCAUGAUGCAUCCAUACUGCAGGUGGCCUGUUUUUCUCAGAUGUUUGAUAUGUUUGCUCUCUGCUGUCUCUCUCUCUCUCUCUCUCUCUCUAGGGGCAGAGAUUUAGCCUUAUGUGGGCAUGGUCCUGCCACACCUGGUGGAGAUCAUCAAUAGGCCCAACACCCCCAAGACUUUGCUGGAAAACACAGCCAUCACGAUUGGUAGAUUGGGCUACGUCUGUCCCCAGGAAGUGGCACCACAGCUGCAGCAUUUCAUUAGACCAUGGUGCACAUCACUGAGGAAUAUCAGAGAUAAUGAGGAGAAGGACUCGGCCUUCCGGGGAAUCUGUGUAAUGAUUGGUGUAAACCCUGCAGGCGUGGUGCAGGACUUUAUUUUCUUCUGUGAUGCUGUGGCCUCAUGGGUUAGCCCCAAAGAUGACCUGAGAGACAUGUUUUAUAAGAUCCUGCAUGGCUUCAAGGACCAGGUUGGACAAGAGAACUGGCAGCAGUUCUCAGAGCAGUUCCCUCCCCUGUUGAAGGAGCGCCUGUCGGCCUGCUACGGUGUCUAACCCAGCCUCCCCUGGUCCACACAGGACACCGUCCUGUCAGGUUCAUGUAUGGGAGGAUUACUGGGGAACUCAUUGCACUGCCCAUAUCAUGGGGGAGAAACAUGAGCUGGAGGAAGGUCUUGACCCUCCACUCAGCGGAUGGGCCUCUUUCCCCUGCACCCCGUGUGUCUCCGUAAGGGAGGGAGGGUGGGAGGAGGGUGGUGGGUUGUGGUAGGGUAAACUAGGGAAAUGCAUAUACCUCUCAGACUAAAUGCCUCACUGAAUCCAAUAUGCUCAAAAGUGACAUUUGCCAACAGCGCCACAGGGAUUAUUAGGUAGGUGAGGGCAGAACAGGGGCUGGAUUUGGCCUCCCCCUUCUCAAAUUUGAUUAUUCUGUUAAGAUAGAUGAUGGAAAGGAGGGGAGGGGGGGUGGCAGUUAGGUACAUAAUAAGGAAUUAUCUGAACCAACAUGGGGUGCCACAGUCCCAAACACCACAAUGCACAUAGACAGUAGAAAGACUCACAUGUAGCUGUGAUAAACCGGCUUGUGCCAGAGGCUAAACACGACAUGCUUUUACUAUGUAACAAUGCAGGAAAUGUGCACAAAAGGUUUUUGCACCUUUUAUGGCAAACUUUGUGCAUAUACAUGGGUCAUUCUCUUUUCACGUGUACAUUUAGCGUAAUUUAAUUUCCUUCCUUUUCCCUCAGUUGCUGAGUUCUCAUGUAAUCAUAGUUUUUUUUUGUUUGUUUUUUUACCUCAUUCAAUGCAAUAAAGGAUACACUAGGUCUGUCCUCUAAGGUUUUAUCACCGCAGUAUCACAUUAUUGCAUGGCAUAUGAUCACCUCUUAAGUGAAGCGUAUUUGAGUGAUUGUCUUGUUCACUUGGUUUAUUACAUUAAUGUUGUAUGGGGAGGCAGCUGUAAUUUGAAGCUGUCAGCUUUUUUCCCUCCCAUUCGUACCUUUUGUCUUAUCAAUGUCUCUCUGUAGGUCAGUGGAGGCUGUGUGUGAAGACCAACUAUAGGCAGAUUAAUACAGAAAUCAACUUGUAUCUGAAUCACUCAAGAGUUCAAAAAUUGUAAGCAAAGUGGAGAAUCAUUUUUGCUGCUGCUUUAUCUUUAGAAUAUUUACACAACAGACUUAAUGCAAGUAAUAAGACGUCAAGAAUAAAUUGGUUUGUACUGAUAUAAAUGCACUUUUGUAUGAAAUUUAAGAAUUUCAAACAUUAAGACUAAUAUACUGACCUUAACAGUUUUUGUUAAGUGGUUUUAGGACUCUUAAUAGCUUGCUAAAGUAAGCAUACUGAUUAAAUGAUGGUAAUACUUGAGGCCUCAACAUAGUUUUAUAAUGUAAGUCCUUCUAAAAUAGACUGAAUAGGAUUUAAUAGGAGGGGAGACAUUUACAGUAUUUUGGAUCCAUAUCCCAGCGCACCUGUCAAUCCAUAUGUGUGGCGAUGUCUCAGUCUUUUUCAUCAAACUUUAUAGCGGUUUGAGCCAUUAAGGCUUCUCCUUGUCAUAAACAUUGCAUGUUUUUCAGCGAGUCCUGCUCAUUUUUUUGUCAUUUUGUAACCGGUCCCUUUUGAGGGAUUUACCUUAUAAGAGCUUUGUCAGUAGCAACGCAACUCGCUGCUGGACUAAUAAGGUACUCCUCCAGCUUAUGAUCAAACCAGUGAAUGUUGUUGCCAUAUAUUGACCCGCUGAUACUGUGUAGGAUAUGCCUGAGAAUACACUGACUCUGAGUCUUAAUGGUUCUCCCCUUGACACUGGUUAGCUUAUGUGAGAGAGUGGUGGGCUUUAUCUUUGAUUCAUUGUCCACAGUGGACGGUUGUAAUGGAAGCACGUAUGGCUGUUUGCAUGUUGGUGCGUACACAGGUUCUGCUCAGAUGUAACUUUGCACCAGCCUUAUAGUUAUGUCCCUGGCAUAGUUUGAGUAGUGCCUGAGAUGAUGUGGCUACUAGAAUCACCAUUGGCCUCUAAAGAACAUGAGUCAGAUACAUAAGGCGAAGACUAAUAUUAAAGUGUAAACUCUGUUUCUGCCUCGUUUAAAAAAAAAAAAAAAAAAAUUUUUACUGAAUAUUGGCUCACAUUUUGAAUUAUGUAUUUUAGGCCAUAAUGUGAUAUUUACUCAACAAAUGUGAUCUGAAUUUGGUUUGAGAACAGAUGUUGCUGAUGUUGAUGCCGACCACUUUUCUGAGCCUUGUGACAUCAUCUUCAAGUUUAAUUUGUUAGGCGAGCAUUGUGAUAUGAGUUGGUCACUUACUGAUCACAGGCUGGACAGAUAUGCCUGUAGCAGCAACUGGUGAAGCACCUGUUAAAAGUACACUUGAGAGGUGUGCCACUAAGAAUUGGUCAAAAGUCACAUUGUGAUACACUAAGCCAUAUACAGAAGGUACACAUAAAUUAAAGUUGUCCACUUUUUUUAUUUUUAUUUUUUUAAUGCACAUGUGAAUU